ACGAAGACAGUGACUCUCGAGAGAAAUUUAAUCCCAUUGAAUCAAUAUUAAACUCAAGUGACCUUCAGACUCAUGUCUGCCAAAAUGACAGCAUAAAACCUCGAUAACAAACAGUCCUUUGAUCCGCUGUUGUGUAUAUCGUGCACUGACAGUGAGAAUCGACUCGCAAUUAUGCAAAUUAUGGUGUCAAAAGUAUAUAGAGUCAUUCUCUGUAAGAAUUCCCUUUCUACCGCGAUAAAGUCGGUCCUCAAUCCCCGAGGGACAAUUCGCUGCUCAUCGAUCGCCUCGUCCACAGUCGAGGAACGAAAAGUUAGAGUUAAGGAUGUAGAAAUUAAUUAUGCGAGGACUGGGACUGGAGAGCAUCCGGUUUUACUACUCCCUGGAGCUCUGGGUACCAUUUGGACUGACUUCAAGCCCCAAAUCGAGGGUCUAGACAAAAAUAAACUAACAAUAGUAGCGUGGGAUCCGCCCGGAUACGGAAAGUCAAGACCCCCAGACAGAAAAUACCCAGAUGAUUUUUUUCACAAAGACGCUGAUUAUGCUCAUGAGUUGAUGAAGGUUCUGGGGUUCCCCAGAUUUUCCCUCAUAGGAUGGAGCGACGGGGGCAUCACUUCACUCAUCCUCGGUGCGAAGAACCCCCAGAGCGUCCAAAAAAUGGUCCUCUUGGGAGCAAACGCCUACAUACUCCCUCACGAGUGCAAAACUUACGAAAGUAUCAAGAACAUCGAUACAUGGUCAGAGCGCAUGAAGGCGCCGCUAAUAGCCAUUUACGGUGAAGAUUACUUCAGAAAGACUUGGGCAGCGUGGGUUGAAGCGAUGAUUAAUAUUUUCGAGAAAUAUAAUGGUGACCUCUGUAAAGAUUCAGUAGCGAGGAUUCUGUGUCCUACGCUUAUAGUCCAUGGAAAAAAGGACGUUAUGGUUGAUGGAGAACAUCCGGAGUAUCUAAAGAGGCAUAUUUCAAAUUCUCAGCUCAAAAUAUUCGAAAAAGGAUCCCAUAAUCUACAUUUGAGAUACCACGAAGAGUUCAAUCAGCUGGUGACUGGAUUUCUCCUGGAGGAUCCUUGAAUCCUUCUUGUGCAAGAGCAGAAUCAGACUGCAGUUUAUAUGUAAUUUAUGGCAUAAUAAUCGCUAUAUUUUUUCUAUAAGUCCCGUCGCAUCUGCGACUGUCACUCUCUUCGAAUUGUGAAUAAAUGAAAAUGAUUGGA
Molecule: messenger RNA, 1205 nt
Organism: Diachasmimorpha longicaudata
Lineage: Eukaryota; Metazoa; Arthropoda; Insecta; Hymenoptera; Braconidae
Product: valacyclovir hydrolase
Exons: 5
Coding region: 172-1065 (297 amino acids)
Molecular function (GO): serine hydrolase activity
Source: RefSeq, a predicted model, not a curated record